UAUUUUUAUGUCAUCUUAUAGGAGCAUAUUGCACCUUUAUUGUUUUUAUAGGGAAACAGUUUAUCAUGCUUUUGUUACAUCCAAGCUACCCUGAAUUUAACAGUAUUGGCUGCAUGGCAAUGGUGGGAUGUAUGUUUCCUUGUCCUGAGUUGAUUAAAACAAGAUAAAUUAAAUGAGUUAAAAACUUAAUAUGUCCUUAUAUCCACUAGCAGUUUGGCAUACCUAUGUGGAAUUACAUUUUAUUGAUGACAUUACAUUUUGUAUUAAGUUUAAAUUAAAAUUGUGAACACAUCAGUUAUUUAAAUCCAGCAACCAAAGUCAAGCCACAGACCCCAAUCCAUAAUCCAGUGUUUUCAGGGUGCUGGUAGUGUAGUGGCUUAGCUGCAUGUCUGGAAAGCCAGGAGUGCAGGCUCUACAUGCUGCAGUCAUGACACCUGUCGAUGACAUUAAAUACCUCAUCAACUCUGUCAUACUGGGGGAGGAGCCGUCGGUGGAGGACUUCAUCCUGUUCAUCGGCACGCUGGUGGCGUUCAUCGCCUUCAUCCUGUGGUGCUGCUUCCCGGUCAUACCCAAGGACUCGCAGCCCAAUGCUGACAGCCAGUACCGGCACUACAAGAAGACGGACGCCAACGCCAUGUACAAGGAGCUGCAGCGCAGCUAGCGC
Pollicipes pollicipes is the source of this 664-nucleotide messenger RNA. RefSeq lists its product as uncharacterized. NCBI's taxonomy places the organism in Eukaryota, Metazoa, Arthropoda, Thecostraca, Pollicipedomorpha, Pollicipedidae. The record is from RefSeq and is a predicted model, not a curated record. The transcript has 3 exons. Bases 386 to 661 code for a protein of 91 amino acids.